Molecule: messenger RNA, 3037 nt
Organism: Xylona heveae TC161
Lineage: Eukaryota; Fungi; Ascomycota; Xylonomycetes; Xylonales; Xylonaceae
Product: D-xylulose 5-phosphate/D-fructose 6-phosphate phosphoketolase
Exons: 9
Coding region: 223-2640 (805 amino acids)
Biological process (GO): carbohydrate metabolic process
Molecular function (GO): aldehyde-lyase activity
Source: RefSeq, a predicted model, not a curated record
GAGGCCCAUUUGUUCACGUGUAGAUUCGUCUUUGUAACCUUGUAGGUAAAUUCCAAACGAGCAACCUUUUCACCGGAUAGAGUGGCCGGCAACCCCUCCUCUGCGAGCUGUAGAUAAAUCUGACCGGAUACGCAAAGAGAACCUCAUCUAAAUACUGCAACGAGGUUCACCUUUCUGUUUCAUUGAAGACCUCUUUUCAAUCUAUCUCAUCUAGUUCCAACCAUGCCAGGAGAAGUCAUCGAUCAACCUAAUCCUCCACCUUUGCCUUCCAAUUUGCCGGACGAGUUGCUGUCUUUGUCUGUAAAGCUUGACAAGUCAAUCAUCGCAGCAUCCACCAAAGAUGGACUUGAGACGUUCUGGAGGGCCGCCAACUACAUCGCGGCCGCAAUGAUUUUCCUCAAGGACAAUGUCCUUCUCGAACGAGACUUGAAGUUUGAAGACAUCAAGCCUCGACUCUUGGGUCAUUGGGGAACUUGUCCUGGAUUAAACCUGGUCUACGCUCACCUCAAUCUUCUUGUUACCAAACAUGAUCUGGACGUACUCUAUGUCGUUGGACCUGGCCAUGGUGCUCCUGCUAUACUUGCUUCACUCUGGCUGGAGGGCUCCUUGGAACGAUUUUAUCCUCAAUAUACCCGAAACAAAGAGGGUCUGCAUAAUCUCAUUACCAGAUUCAGUACUCCGAAAGGCUUUCCUAGCCAUAUUAAUGCUGAGACUCCAGGCUCAAUUCAUGAAGGCGGAGAACUCGGUUAUGCUUUGGCUGUCUCAUUCGGCGCUGUCAUGGACAAGCCAGAUCUCAUUGUGGCUUGUGUUGUAGGGGACGGAGAGGCUGAAACAGGGCCUACAGCGACCGCUUGGCACGGCUAUAAGUAUAUCGAUCCGAAGGAGUCCGGUGCCGUCAUCCCAAUCGUUCACGUCAAUGGCUUCAAAAUUAGUGAGCGAACCUUGUAUGGUUGCAUGGACGAUAAGGAACUCGUAGCUCUUUUCUCCGGCUAUGGCUAUCAGUGUCGGUUUGUCGAGUCUCUCGAGGACAUCCAUUCUGAUAUGAGCGGAUCCCUCGAAUGGGCUGUGGCAGAGAUCAAGAAGAUUCAGAGCGCUGCUCGUUCUGGGAAGCCAAUCACCAAACCCAGGUGGCCGGUCUUGAUUCUCAGAACUCCCAAGGGCUGGAGCGGGCCGAAGAAAGUUCAUGGAGAAUACAUUGAGGGUUCUUUCCAUGCUCAUCAGGUGCCGUUGCCAGCAGCAAUGAGCGACAAGGAAGAGCUAAAAGACCUGCAAGUAUGGUUGGAAUCUUACAAACCAAAGGAACUCUUCACCAAGGAUGGCAAUGCUGUAGACUCUAUCCUCAGCAUCAUUCCGACCAAUCAGGAUAAGAAGCUCGGACAACGGAAGGAGGCUUUUGACGCUUAUACUCCUAUCAAGGUGCCGGACUGGCAGAAAUUUGGGGUGAAAAAGGGCAGCCAGGAAAGCAGCAUGAAGUGUAUCGGAGUGCUUCUCGAUCAGAUUCUCGUAGAUAAUCCACAUACGACACGGAUCUUUUCGCCUGAUGAACUCGUUAGUAAUAAGCUUGAUACCGUAUUUACACAUACAGGCAGGAAUUUCCAGUGGGAUCAGUAUUCGUCGGCUCAAGGCGGUCGUGUUAUUGAGAUCCUUUCAGAGCACACAUGCCAGGGCUUCCUGCAGGGCUACACCUUGACUGGCCGAGUCGGACUAUUUCCUUCUUACGAAAGCUUUUUGGGAAUCAUCCAUACCAUGAUGGUUCAGUACAGUAAAUUCGUCAAAAUGGCCCGAGAAACAACGUGGAGGAAGGCCGUCGGGAGUAUUAAUUAUAUUGAGACCAGUACCUGGACGCGGCAAGAACACAACGGGUUUUCACACCAAAACCCAUCCUUCAUUGGUGCGGUGCUCAAUCUCAAGCCAGAUGCUGCAAGAGUCUAUCUUCCGCCCGACGCGAACUGCUUCUUGUCCACCUUAGCUCACUGCUUCAGAUCACAGGAGUAUGUGAACUUGAUGGUCGGCUCAAAGCAACCUCAACCUGUCUUUCUCUCCCCAGAGGAAGCAGAUGCUCAUUGUCGAGCCGGAGGCUCUGUCUGGAAAUUUGCGAGUACCGAAGACGGAGUCGACCCAGAUGUUGUCCUCGUCGGUAUUGGGGCAGAGUUAACUUUUGAGGUCAUUGCAGCAGCGGCGUAUCUUCGAAGGCUGGUUCCGUACCUUCGUGUCCGGGUUGUUAACGUCACGGAUUUGAUGAUCCUUGGAUUGGAAGGCUCUCAUCCCCACUCAUUGGACCAUGAAGAGUUUGAUGCGCUUUUCACACCUGACCGACCCAUCCAUUUCAACUAUCAUGGCUAUUCGAAUGAACUGAAGGGCUUGCUAUUCGGUAGACCGAAAUUGGACCGGAUCAAGAUUGAAGGCUACCGUGAGGAAGGCACCACAACUACCCCGUUUGACAUGCUUCUCCGAAACCAUGUUAGCAGAUAUCACGUUGCCGAAUCGGCCGUCCGAGGAGCUGCCUUCAAAAAUGAGAAGGUCGGUGUCGAGCUCUCCAAGCUGUCAGCGCACAUUGGGCAUGAUAUCAAGAAAGCACAAGAGUAUAUCCUGGAGCAUGGAAAAGAUCCUGAAGGCACCUAUGAUACGCCAAAAUUUUAAUAAGAAGAGGGGUGCAAAGAAUCACUCUUAAUUUGAUCGGCUCGAGGCUGAAAGACGUACGAUAUAUUUUCGACGAGCGCGACAAUCGUGCGGCAUGGAAAAUUCCGAGGCUGAAAUUCAGAAACACUAAUUUUCUUCCCACUGUCGAUGACUUAUGACGUCAAGUGAGCGAUGUCUGGGAAUAUUUAUCAAUUUAAUUAAAUAUAUAUUGAUGAUGGUUAUUUUUGCGGCCUCCCAGUUCCGUAUAGGGUGUUGGAAAUGUCAAAACUGGAAUCGUGGAUUUUUCGUUGAAAGUAUUCUUGAAUCGUGUUGAAAUUUAAUACAUGGUUUAAGACCAAGUUAUAUGACAGCGCUACAACUACGGGCUAUAGCAGCUUAUUCACAAAAAUUGGCACCU